UUCCCCACAAUUUGUACCUUUCAUGAUAUUGAGUGGGCUCCUUGGGGCCCAAGUACAUUAACAACAAAGCUCGACUUUGUCCAUUUCCAUCCAAUAAAGUCAACAGUCACGACAAAGAAAAAUCACCAAUCGCCAUUACAAUAACAUUCAAACCUUGCGGUGGUAACAUACUCCUUUAAACCACUCUCUCUCCUUGGCCGCCGGAUUUUCCAAUUUCAACGCCUUCUCUCUCUCUCCUCCUCAAAUCCGCCAUGGAUUUCCUCUCCCGAAAGCUCCUCCCCGACGACGACGACGACGACGACUUCAAGGAACUCUGCCUUAAAACCUGCCCCAAUAACUCUCCCGAUAAUUGCCCUUCCGAUUGCCUCGAAAAAUGCCCAAAUCUUUGUUCCCGUGGCCCGAUUUCAAUCCCGCCGCCCUAUUACGACAAAUCGCCUCACAAACUCCCCAAUUGGGUCACAGCCACCAUCGCCCUUCUCUCUUUCACCUUUCUCCUCGUCCUCUGUUACACCGUCUACGUCCGUUUCUACUCCGGCCGCCGCAGACGCCGCCAACGCCCUGACCCCCCACCGCCCACCACCCACCAGGAGGAGUUUCUCGAUGAAGAACAUGGCCCUGUUUUGGAUCACCCCAUCUGGUAUAUCCGCACCAUCGGCCUCCCACCGGCUGUCAUCAACGCCAUCGCUAUCUGCAAAUUCAAAACCGGCGAGGGUUUGAUCGACGGAACAGAGUGCUCUGUUUGUUUAAGCGAAUUUGAAGAGGAUGAGACUCUUAGACUUUUGCCCAAGUGUAGCCACGCUUUUCAUCUCCCCUGUAUCGACACUUGGCUUCAAUCCCACACGAACUGCCCCAUGUGCCGCGCUCCAGUGGUAGCUCAAUCCACUGCCGUGACCCCACCGCCGCCGCCGCCUCCGCCUCCUCUGGUCACAUCUGAAGAAACCCAGAUGAGGGAUUUACAGAUGGAAGUGGGAAAUGGAUCCAAUUCCGGCGAAUCUUCUCUAAGAAACGAAGAACAACAAGAACAAGAUGAAAUUCAGGCAGUGAGAAGAUCAGUUUCUUUAGAUUCAUUAUCAGCUCUUCGAAUCAUCUCUGAUCUUGCUGAAAUUGGUAUGAGAAAUGGGAAUGAUUUGAAGAAGAAAUCAUGCCAAGAGAGAGUGAAUUCUUCAGCUGCUAUGAACAGGUCAGUUUCUUGCAGUGGCGAAUUUGUGAUGAGAAAUUCGACACAGAGUAGUAGUUGAACUCUGUUUCUUGUUCUUGUUUGGUUUUUGGUCUCUGAAGAUGGAAAUAUGUCUAAAGAAACUCUCAGGAAGCUGAGAAAACACACACGAUUUGAAAAGAUUAAUGAUAUAUACGAUGUUGGAAACAUUUUUUUUUUUUUCUUUUUCGUGAAGUUCUUACAUUGGAUGUUUGUACAAAAUACAUUCCAAUGGUUCCAAAUUGAACUCUUCUAAAACAUAGAUUUAAGAUUAUGUUUUUUCUA
This is a messenger RNA of Cucurbita maxima (winter squash), 1480 nucleotides long. Its product is annotated as RING-H2 finger protein ATL5-like. The record is from RefSeq and is a predicted model, not a curated record. NCBI's taxonomy places the organism in Eukaryota, Viridiplantae, Streptophyta, Magnoliopsida, Cucurbitales, Cucurbitaceae. The transcript has a single exon. Gene Ontology annotation, biological process: protein ubiquitination. Bases 252 to 1238 code for a protein of 328 amino acids.